Eimeria necatrix is the source of this 1263-nucleotide messenger RNA. RefSeq lists its product as hypothetical. Gene Ontology annotation, biological process: protein maturation. Gene Ontology annotation, cellular component: endoplasmic reticulum membrane. The transcript has 13 exons. The coding region runs from base 1 to 1263 and encodes 420 amino acids. Lineage: Eukaryota; Apicomplexa; Conoidasida; Eucoccidiorida; Eimeriidae. The record is from RefSeq and is a predicted model, not a curated record.
AUGCACCACUCCCCUGCCCAGGUUCUUGUAAGCAGCAGCAGCAGCAGCAGCAGCAGCAGCGGCAGCAGCAGCAGCAGCAGCGACGGCAACGGCGGGUUCUUCUACUGGUCGAAGGGCAAGAAGCUUCAAGCAGCUGUCGUCCUCUUUAUUGAGGGCGUAAUGUCCUGCUGCAUCUUUGCCACUCCCCCGCUGCGUGUUGCAGCAGCUGUCGCCAUCUUUGGGCUGGCUUUGUCAGUGCUGCUGAGCGGCAAUUUGGGAUUUUUGCCGCACUUGACUGCUGCUCUUUGUUUGGCGCUGCUGGACGACAGACUGCUGGGCGUUGCUGCGCCUCUCGCGCCCUCCAGGACUUUCCUAGAGCGCUGCGCCCUCAUGUCCGGCCGGGUCGUCCUCGGCACCAUUGUUGGGGGUUACUUCCUGAUCUACACCGCAGGGUCUCUGAACCACCUCUGCAAGAUUUGGAUGCGGCCGGGGGUGUCUGCGCCCGCUUGGGUCCUGGCACUUUGUAAGGAAAUGUCUCUUCUCUGCAUCUGCAACGGCUACGGGCUGUUCGCCGUGGUGACCACUGGUCGCCUGGAGCUGGUCCUUGAAGAGCUGCACCAGACGACGGAGGAAAAACCCGUUUGGCUCGAAGUGUCGCUGCCGUAUAAGCCAGGCACGCAGCAGCAAGACUGCGAUGUGAACAGCCCUCCGCCGUGGCUGCUUUCGGGCCAUUUCCCCCGCCUGGAUUGGCGGCUGUGGUUUGUGCCGCUGCGGCUGAAGGCAGCGCUGAAGGGGGUGGUUGCUGGGAAGCGCCUGCUGCAGCAGCAGCUGCAGCAGCAGCAGCAGCAGGCCCCGCUGCAGGCCUCCGCCGCUGCUGCGGAGGGCUGCUGCCAAACCAGGGGCUCCCCUCUUUCCCCUGAAGGUCCCAUGCAGCUGUACCCUUCUUUUUGGCAGCCUUUAAUUCAACGAAUCAGCGCCAGAGAGCCCGCAGUGCUGCAGCUGCUGGGGCCCCAGGGGGAGGCGCUGAAGCAGCUGCCGCCGCCGAUGGCAAUUCGAGUUUCGCUUUAUGAUUACAGAAUGACCCCCCCCGAGGGCUAUCCCCCUUAUGCUGCUUUCUUUCCCGAGGGAUGGAACCACCUCACGCCCCAAGAAAUUCUCAAGCUGGAAAAAGACCUGGUCCAGUGGACCAUUGGUCGCUGGUGGAUGCGGAGGCAGCAGCACGAAAUCGACUGUUUUGUCUUUUCGGAGAAUUACCUGCCCCCAGGGGAUUUUUCUCAGCAUUAG